AUGUGGAAGUGGUUCUCAGGAACCAUUCAUCUUGCCCUGCUGCCUAUCCUCCAAGAGGAGCCAGAAAAUCUCUGCAGGAACUUGGAGCAGCCCUGGACAUUUAUUUACCCCUUCUUCACUAGAGGCAGACCUUUCCCACUGCAAUUGCUUUUCUUUGGCACGUUAUUCUGUAUCUAUAAUGGCUUCCUCCAGGGAUACUACCUGAUUUACUGCGCUGAAUAUCCAAAUGACUGGUGCACUGACAUCAGAUUUUCUUCAGGCCUCCUCUUAUUUCUGCUGGGAAUGGGAAUCAACAUCCACAGUGAUCUCCUGCUGCGCCAGCUGAGGAAACCGGGGGAAGUCACUUACAAGAUUCCUCAAGGGGGACUGUUCACCUAUGUUUCUGGAGCCAACUACUUUGGAGAAAUUGUGGAAUGGUUUGGUUUUGCCAUAGCAACCUGGUCCUUACCAGCCUUCGCCUUUGCCUUUUUUACUCUUUGUUGCAUCGGGCCACGUGCUUAUCACCACCACAGGUACUAUCUCAAGACAUUUACGGACUAUCCAAAAUCAAGGAAAGCCUUGAUUCCUUUUGUUUUUUAA
Messenger RNA from Nestor notabilis (Kea), 579 nucleotides. RefSeq names its product steroid-5-alpha-reductase, alpha polypeptide 2 (3-oxo-5 alpha-steroid delta 4-dehydrogenase alpha 2) (gene SRD5A2). Gene Ontology annotation, biological process: steroid biosynthetic process. NCBI's taxonomy places the organism in Eukaryota, Metazoa, Chordata, Aves, Psittaciformes, Psittacidae. Bases 1 to 579 code for a protein of 192 amino acids. The record is from RefSeq and is a predicted model, not a curated record. The transcript is spliced from 5 exons. Gene Ontology annotation, molecular function: 3-oxo-5-alpha-steroid 4-dehydrogenase activity.